Messenger RNA from Elephantulus edwardii (Cape elephant shrew), 659 nucleotides. Its product is annotated as histone H3.1-like. The transcript has 3 exons. Lineage: Eukaryota; Metazoa; Chordata; Mammalia; Macroscelidea; Macroscelididae. Gene Ontology annotation, molecular function: structural constituent of chromatin; protein heterodimerization activity; DNA binding. The coding region runs from base 1 to 657 and encodes 218 amino acids. Gene Ontology annotation, cellular component: nucleosome. The record is from RefSeq and is a predicted model, not a curated record.
AUGGCUCGUACCAAGCAGACAGCUCGCAAGUCCACCGGCGGCAAGGCUCCGCGCAAGCAGUUGGCCACGAAGGCAGCCCGCAAGAGCGCGCCGGCCACCGGCGGCGUCAAGAAGCCCCACCGUUACCGGCCCGGCACCGUGGCGCUGCGCGAGAUCCGGCGCUACCAGAAGUCCACCGAGCUGCUGAUCCGCAAGCUGCCCUUCCAGCGCCUGGUGCGCGAGAUCGCCCAGGACUUCAAGACUGACCUGCGCUUCCAGAGUUCGGCCGUCAUGGCGUUGCAGGAGGCGUGUGAGGCCUACCUGGUGGGGCUCUUUGAGGACACCAACCUAGCUAUUAUUGCAAGCAUGUCUGGUCGUGGCAAAGGUGGGAAAGGUCUCGGAAAAGGGGGCGCCAAGCGCCACCGCAAAGUGCUACGGGAUAACAUCCAGGGCAUCACCAAGCCCGCCAUCCGCCGCCUGGCCAGGCGUGGCGGCGUCAAGCGCAUCUCCGGUCUUAUCUACGAGGAGACCCGCGGGGUGCUGAAGGUGUUCCUGGAGAACGUGAUCCGGGACGCCGUCACCUACACCGAGCACGCCAAGCGCAAGACCGUCACCGCCAUGGACGUGGUCUACGCGCUCAAGCGCCAGGGUCGCACUCUCUACGGCUUCGGCGGUUAAGC